GUAUUUGUAUAAAAUGUGGAAAAGGUGUGUAUGGAGCGAGCCAGGCUUGCCAAGCAAUGGGUAACCUCUAUCAUACCAACUGCUUCACGUGCUGCUCUUGUGGGAGAAGACUACGAGGAAAAGCGUUCUACAAUGUCAAUGGCAAGGUGUACUGUGAAGAAGACUUCCUAUAUUCAGGUUUUCAGCAAACAGCGGACAAGUGCUUUGUUUGUGGACACCUUAUAAUGGAAAUGAUUUUACAGGCCCUUGGAAAGUCCUACCAUCCUGGCUGCUUCCGCUGCGUGGUGUGUAACGAGUGUUUGGAUGGAGUCCCUUUCACUGUAGAUGUGGAGAACAAUAUUUACUGUGUCAAAGACUACCAUACGGUUUUUGCACCAAAAUGUGCUUCCUGUAACCAGCCAAUCCUACCAGCACAGGGCUCUGAGGAGACCAUUCGAGUGGUGUCAAUGGACAAGGACUACCACGUGGAGUGCUACCACUGCGAGGAUUGUGGCUUGCAGCUCAAUGAUGAGGAAGGCCAUCGCUGUUACCCAUUAGAGGGCCACUUGCUCUGCCAUGGCUGUCAUAUCAGGCGCCUUAAUAUUAAACUGCCGUCACAUCCACCUCCGAGCUAUCCAAUGCAUGUCACAGAACUCUGAAAGACAUUUUCAUUGUCAAUAAGCCGUUUGAAAGAGAAGACAAAAAUCUAAAAAUGACUUUCCUGUUCCUUUAAAGAUGAGAUUCCAGUAAUAACCAUCUAAACCAGCUAUUUAUUUUUUAAAUCAGAGGUGAGGGGUCCUUUUCUGAUCUUGUACAUAUGCAUUCUUUUAUCUAGACAUUUUCACUGAGACACCGUCUACUUGAACAAAUAA
This is a messenger RNA of Antrostomus carolinensis (chuck-will's-widow), 851 nucleotides long. RefSeq names its product Wilms tumor protein 1-interacting protein homolog. Lineage: Eukaryota; Metazoa; Chordata; Aves; Caprimulgiformes; Caprimulgidae. Gene Ontology annotation, biological process: cytoskeleton organization; negative regulation of hippo signaling; regulation of DNA-templated transcription. The record is from RefSeq and is a predicted model, not a curated record. The annotation marks the transcript as partial. Gene Ontology annotation, molecular function: transcription corepressor activity. Gene Ontology annotation, cellular component: nucleus; P-body; transcription regulator complex. The transcript has 7 exons.